Molecule: messenger RNA, 3352 nt
Organism: Pieris rapae (cabbage white)
Lineage: Eukaryota; Metazoa; Arthropoda; Insecta; Lepidoptera; Pieridae
Product: rho GTPase-activating protein 4
Exons: 9
Coding region: 429-3107 (892 amino acids)
Biological process (GO): negative regulation of cell migration; signal transduction
Cellular component (GO): cytoplasm
Source: RefSeq, a predicted model, not a curated record
UUCAAACUAGUGCCUGUGCUUAGUUUAUGUCGAUGAACAGUUGCACGCAUUAGUGUAACACAAAUGAUGUGCUUAUCAAUAUUCGUCAUGUGUGGGAAUCGAACUCAAGACCGACUUACAAAUCAGAGUUAUUAACGCUAAGUCAGUAGCAGGAACAUUUUUUACGUUGAAGGGUAUUUCUGUAUAAGGGUAUCGAUAUCCCGAGGUAUCGAUACUUUUUGCUACCCCAUUUCCCUAUUCCUUUGUGGCUUCAGGCUUGUGCAGUGUCUGUGUAAAAUGUAACGCCAAGAGACUACUUAAGGAUUUUUUGUUUAUUUGCCGACCUUUUAUUAGCUGAAUGGAUCCCUCAUAAGUAUUUGGAAGUGAUGAACGAAUAAACACGUAGUACGUUGUGAAGUUAUACAGUGUUCUAAAGUAAGAUUGUGAGAAUGUCUGUAUCGGAAGCAACAACCCCGAGCACGGCGGAGCCUCCAGCGGCAGCCGCGCCUUAUGAUGAACGUGACCUGGAGCCGCGCACGCCGAUGAAGCGUCUCGGUUCCACUAGGAAACUAGCCGCCUUUAACAAUAUUAGGACUCAGCUGGCGGAGCAAGCGAGAGCGGUGGAGGGGCGCGCCGAGGCGGCGGCCGGCGUCGCGGCCGAACUGGGCGACUACUGCCGCCGGCGCGCAGAUCUCGAACACGAAUACGCGCGCGCGCUCGACAAACUGGCCCGCGCCGCGGCCCAGCGCCAUCGAGACCAGCGCCACAAGCGAGAGCAGUGGCCCUUGGCCGGAGCCUACGCCUGCUGGCAGGCCGCCCUCGACGCCACGCGCGCCCUGGCCCGCGAUCACGCAGCGCUGGCGGACCUGUACGGUGGGCCGCUGGCCGCGCGUCUGCAUCGCGCCGCGGACGACGUGCUCCGUCUCCACCGCAAGUGCCGCGACCUAGUCGCUGAGCGUCAGGAGGACAUCGCCGCCGCUCUCGCCGAGGCGGCGGCCGCCGGCAAAGCGCACGCCGCCGCCGCGCACGACUGGCGGGCCGCCGCGCUCAAACUGCGUCACGCGCACACCGCGCGCCAGGCGCUCGCCGCCGCCGACCCGCCGCGGAACAAAAAGAUCAAGGCCCUCGAGAAGGAACUAGACAAGCGUCGCAGCCGACACGCUGAGGCGCGGGCGAAGGCUCUGCGGGCCCGGGCGGAGUACGUGUUGAGCCUCGAGGCGGCCAACGCUACCCUGCAGCGCUAUUACCUCGACGACAUCGCCGACAUAAUGCUGUGCAGUGAGACCGGUUACGAGGAGGUGGUCGGCCGCGCCGUGCGCUGCGCCGCCGCCGCCGAACGCGCGCGCGCCGCCGCCCUGUCCGGGGCGGCGCAGGCGCUGCUCGCCACCGCCGAGUCGCUCGACGCCGUCGGCGACCGGCAGCGUGUGGUCGCCGCGCAUCCGGCCGCCUUCGCGCCGCCGCGGCCCCUGCCCUACGCGGGCGAUUCCCCGUCGCGGCAGGACGCCGCGAUGAAGGAGCUGCUCGACGGCGCCGCGCCCGACGAGGACGAGGCGGCCGAGGCCCUGCGCCGCGAGCUCGCCGCGCGGCUGACGCAGCUCGAGGCGGCGGCGCGCGCGCUUCGCGCCGAGUGUCGCGAGCACGCCAAGACGCUCGACGCCGCCGAAGCGGAGCUCGUCCGCCAGAUGGAGGGGCCCGACGCCUGCUGGGACGUGUCUGGUCUCUUCGGUGCCGCCGCCGCUCCUCCCGCCCGGCCCGCGCCGCCCGACGACGACGAGGACGACGCGCCCAGGAAGGAUCAGGAGGACUACUACUUGGCCAAGUUCCGGUCGUACGUGUCGUGCGCGGGCAGGCUGGCUCGCCUCGAGAGCAAGGCGGCGGCCGUGCGCGAGCGCUUGCUGGGCGGCGGCGCCUCCGGCGGCGGGCGAUCUCCGGUGGCGGGCGUGAGGCGCGGCGGGCGGCGCGGCCAGUUCGCGGCGCCGCUGGACGACGCGCUGCCGACGCCACUCGUGUCCUGCGUGCGCGUCAUCGCCGGAUACGGUCUGCGGCAGCAGGGCGUCUUCCGCGUGUCCGGGUCGCAGGUGGAGAUGCAGGCGCUGCGGGCCGCCUUCGAGCGCGGCGAGGAUCCGUUGGCGGACGUGCGCGACGCGUCCGACAUGAAUUCGGUCUGCGGCCUGCUCAAGCUGUACCUGCGCGAGCUGCGGCCGCCGCUAGUCCCGCCGCAGAUGCGGGAGCGCCUCGUGCGCGCCGCUGCCGUCCCGGACGACGCGGCGUUCGCGGCGAAGCUCCGCGAGGAGCUGGCGGCGCUGCCUCGCCCGGCGCUGCUCGUGCUGCGCUAUCUGUUCGCCUUUCUGGCGCACCUGGCGGAGCACAGCGACCGUAACAUGAUGGACGCGUGGAACCUCGCCAUCUGCCUCGGGCCGACGCUGCUGCCCGCCUGGGGCGAGGGCGGCGAGCAGGUGACGGCUCAGAACCUCGUCAACGAGCUCGUGAAGCGCACCAUCCUGCUGCACCGCGACGUGUUCCCGCAGGACAUCGCCCCGCACGCGCUCUACGUCCCUCCCGAGCCAUCGCGCUCUUCGCCCGGGGAGGCCGACGAGGCGGACGGCGCGGGCGCCGAGGCGGCGGCCGAGACGGAGCCGAGCGACGUCGACGACCUGGACGACGACGACGAAGACGAGGAGCCUCUCGCCGAAGAAGACGCGGGGUGCCCGUCGGAAGACCUCGCCCAGGAAUCCAGGUCCCGGAGCGGCUUCGCUCCCGAGCGCGUCGACGAAGUGCAGCCGCGAGCGUCGCCCGCGUCCGUCGACGACCCCGUCUCCGCCGCCCUAGCCCCGCCGGGGACCGAAGCGCGGUUGGCCGAGAGCACGCCCGACCUGGUGCUGGACCUGCCGGCGAGACGCCGCGCCGCCGGCCCCCCGCCCCCGCCCGCGGACACGCCGGCCCCCGCGAGCCCCGUGCCCGCGCGCAACACGCUGCGCGUCGCCGCCAAGUUCGCCGAGCUCACGCUCACCGGGGGCUCGCUGAAACCCGCCCUCGCCGCGAAGCCGGCCCUGUUGCGCCGUCCCACGCCACACCCGGCGCGGCCGCCGCCCGCCCGCCCGACCCCGCCCGAAGACGCGGAGGACUAGGCCGCUGUCGACCCUCCAAGUCACCAGCGCACAACGCGACCGCAUUUACAAUGUUUCAUUAAUUAAGUGCUACUCUGUAAGCUUUAACGACGCCCGACUCGCCUCCGACGAGACGAGUGAGUUGCCAUUUUGAGAUUAUAUUCUUCGCAUCGCGUGUCAUUGUGUAUAUUUUUGUACGCGAGCCGUAACUUUUGUAUCGCGCGUAGGCUAAUAUAUUUUUGUACGAAUAAACGGUAUCCCUAUCG